AUGAUGCCUCAAGGUCGUCAUGAUAUUCAACAGCUGCACCAUCGUUGGGAAGUUCUUCGCCAGCAGCUGGGACCCGCGGUCCAUCAAAACGAAGAAUACAACCAGAUUUCGCGCGUUUUGCAGCAAGUCAUGUCUGGUCAAAACGAACAGGGUGCGAUGUCUCCCACUAUGCCCUCUCCGUCAAUGCCAGGAUCGAUGGGCAAUAUGCCUGGUCGUGGAGGACCCCCUGCUCCUCAUGGUGACAUGAAUAUACGUUCUCCCGCCAUCCAUCAACAAGGAUACCAAGGGCAGCAUAUGGGUAUGCAACAUCCACAACAGCGACGUGCUUCUUUGCAAGGCCCUGGAGGCCCCAACAAGCCUGGAUCGAGACCCGCUCAAUUUAAACGUCACGACGGACCGGCCGGCCCUGGGGGCCCCGGCAGUAUGGGUGGCCCAGGCGGAUCUGUGCCUGGAGCUCGUGGCCCGCAAAUGUCGCAAAUGGACCAUGAGCAGUUCAUGAUGAGAGGUGGCUUCCCUCCCCAGAAUAAUAUGCCUCCCCACAACCAGCCAGGCCAAGAACCUCCAAACGCAAUGUAUUUUCCCUUCCAACAACAAGGCCGACAAGGUCCUGGCCAGUCUUCAACUAUACCUAAUAUUCCGCAGGGACCUCAGCGGCCGCUGUCGCAAGCGGCACCCCAACAGGGCAAUCGUAACGCAAACACCAAACCUACGGGACCCAGUGCCUCAGGUCCUCCACCGAACGACACAUUUUCUUGGCUUAAUAUGGAUUCUCUUGGUGACGAUAACGACAUAUUCAGGUUCAUGCAAAACGAUCCACUGGAAAGUGGUGGAGGUGUCGAUCACAACUUUGGCGCCCAUCCUCCGGGACAGCAGUCCAUCCCAAUGGGCGGACCUCAACGCAACCUUUCAGGUCCCGGCCCCCGUGGAUCCAUGCCUGAUAUCAACAGCGGUCCUUUCGCGCCAGGGGGCCCAGGAGGUCCAGGAGGCCCAGAAAAUUCUCAACGUAAUAAGCCACCUGGGCAACGAGGCCCAGGACAACCUCCGCAUUCUGGUCCGGCACCCCAGCAAGGGCAGCCUCAAAUGAGACAACAGCAGAUGCCUCCACAUAUCCAACCACCUCAAGAAGCCCAAGGACCUCCUUCGAGGCAAGGUCAGCGCAUGAAUAGACAGGUUUCUAAUUUGGCUCUCGAUCAACCUCCAGAAGCAUUCGGCUCAGCCGGCCUCGAUUUCCUCGACCCCUUGGGCAGCUAUUCGGGAGAUGACACAAACUUGUUUGGAUUUGGAACUGACUUGGACCUCAUGCGCAUCCCAGGUCUACAGGAAGGUCCUGGUGGCCCUCCUUCUGGCCCCAGUGGACCUCCUAGCUCCGGUGAACAUGGCGGCCCCAUGGGUCCCGGACUCGAAAAUAUACCUCCAAGAGUAUCCCGCAAGCCGUCUAGUAGUAGUAUGACUGGGAUGCCUUCACCAAGAACUUCUAAUGCUCCAAUCAAAGAUGAGAUGCCUAUGGACCCGAUGUCAAUGGCUAUGGGACCUAAUAUGGUUCCUGGACCAGGCGGACCCCCUGGCUCUGGGUUUUAUGGACCUGUUCGUACCACUUCUGCUGCAUCGAAAGCACGCCGUCCAUCUCAAGCUAACAAUAGAGUUGGCCCACAGGCAGGACCUGGGCCAGGGCGCGAAGGACCUGGAGGCAUGAACCGUCCAGGCAUGCAAGGAAUGCCCAACCAAGGCAUCUCUCCGGUUGCUCCCACCGCUCAAGAGUCACUUUUAACGCCCCAGGAAUCUGAGAAGUUGUACCAACAGACCAUCGCUUUCAGACACCUGCAAAAUAACCAAGCCAUUCCAUUGCAGCUGCAACAGGAUCUUUUUUCUCAAGCAGGUCCUCGAGGUGCUGGACCACAUCCACCGCAGCCUCAGCCCACUCAGGUGCCAGCAAGGCGGCCAUCUCGGGUCAAGAAAACUACCGGUCAAGCUGUGAACCCUCGAGCUGGGCAACCAACUCAACAGCACACUCCGGGUCAGCAGGUGCCUUUGGGACCGGGAGCACCAGGAGGACCAGGAGGACCCAUAGGACCAGGAGGACCCGUGGGAUCCGUGGGACCAGGUGGACCAGUUGGACCAGGUGGGCCUAUGUUCAGACACACACCAGGACCUGUGCAGCGCGCUGGAUCAGCUCGACCUCAGUCGGCUAUGUCUGUGCCAUCACCAUCGAUACCAGAGAAUUUCGAUAAUGGUGCCUUGGUCCAAGCUGUGUCGACGAUCACAGGCGAUACAUCUCAAUUCACUGUUGAUUCCGAGAUCGACCUCGACCUCAUGAAUCUUGAUAUGUUCAACGAUCCCCCGUCGAUGCAACCAUCCUCAGCUCAAACAAAGCCACCAAGCAUCGGCACCUCACCUAUGGUUCCCAGCCGUGGUGUCUCCAGAAGUGCGAAUCCAAGUGAUACGAGGUUAAGCGCUUCUCCAGUUACACAAUCGGCUGUAGCACCUUCUGGUGCUCAGUCUGGUUUUGCUACUACACCAAAACCUCAAGGCAUCUCUGGCAUGCCUACUCCUGGCUCUGGAACUUCCGGCGAGACUCCAGCGAAUGCCGUUCUUCCCGCAUUGAAACCAGGUGAGGAAGUGCAUGAUCUUACUUAUAAUGCAGACUUACCUGGCGACGUACCUCUCGAUCUUCCAUUCGAUUUUCCACACGUAUUUAUGCCAGGUGAUGAUAAGCCUGACGGAACAUUCGAGGUGGAUGUCACUGGCGAUGAAGUAGAGAUCCAGCUGGAUCGUGAUGAUCUUGAGUUUGAUGCGUACGACUCAGAUGUGAUCGAGACAACUGGUAACGCUUCCGUCAUACCCUCAGACACAGAAGAGCUUGAUCGAAUGCUCACCAAAGCUGUAGGAUCGGAUGUGAAGCCUAAGUCAGUUCUCAAAGGCAAAGAGGAUGAUAACGAAGUUGUGGAUAAGAUUAUUGGUUUGUCCCAGCCCGAGGAUGUGACAUCACAGGAAAACCCUACUAAUGACCCUAUGGAUCCUUUGGAUUCGCCUCCUGAUUUGGAAAGUGAACGGGGUCGUCUCGAACAUGAGCUUCACAUCAAAUGGCUUCGUUUGCAGCAAUGGCGAGUCCAACAAGAAGAAGAGGAGGAAGAGCAUCUACGCUAUAUCGCUGAGGAUGUCAACUUGGUUAUGGGGCGGAACGCUUACUCUUUGCCGAGUGACGAGCAGCUGCGCAAGCGCCGUUUGGAGUACAGACUUAUGGAGGAGGUUCUUCAGAAUGCUGAGCUUCAGGCUGAAGCAGCUGGCAUGGAUAUGACUGCCACCGAUCUCACUGAAUUUAAUAUCGCCGCAGCUGAGUACAAGAAUCUAGGCUACCGUGAUCUCGAUUUUGGUACAGAAUAUGCUGGGUUGGGCGUCAACAUUCCACGCGAUGACGAGUUUGACGAGGAAGAGCUAGUGUCUCAGACACGUACACUGACUUUAGCCAAAGAGCAUAGCACGGACUUGAAAGAGCGAUUUGGUUUCUCAAAGGUAGAAAAAACCGAUAGCGAACUUGUUCCAUUCGCUAAUGUCAACCGCAACGAAUCGUUGGUUGUACUCUCCAAACAACCUUUGGGUGUCAACGCGCCCCUCAUGAAAAAAGUUCGUGCUAUGGCCAUUUCGAAAGCCGUUUCUGAUCGUAUCAAGGAAAUUGAAACCCUUGAGACGCGUACCAUUGAUGAUCAAAUUGAGCUUGAGCAGUUACGACUGAUUCCAUAUUUGAGAGCUGUUAGAGGUGAUCUGUUAACAAACAUGAUGCAUUUCAACUCAACUGCUAUUGAUCGAUCUAACCGUGUCCAUUUCGCUCGUCUCAAGCGCUUCACAAUGCAGGAGGCCCAUAUCGUUGAGCAAUACACCCAAGAGCAGACCCUUACGCGUCUUGCGAGUCGUUCUGGUGCGCAAACUGUGGCCUUUAAAGCACUGUUCGAGUAUGCGAAUAAGCAAAGAACACACUUCCAAGGUGUUAUUGAAGCUAAAAGACGUAGAGGGGCUGCGGUGACCGAGUACCACGAUAACAUUGAGCGCGAGGAGCGACGCAGAGUUGAGAGAACCGCCAAGCAGCGUCUCAUGGCUUUGCGAGCCAACGAAGAGGAUGCAUACAUCAAACUUUUGGAUCAGACCAAGGAUGCUCGUAUUACACAUUUGCUGAAACAAACCAACCUGUUCUUGGAAAGUUUGACCCAGGCGGUGAAAUCUCAGCAAAAAGACUUGAAAGAUAAAAGAGAUGUUCUCGAACCCAGUCACGAGCAAGUUGCCCCUGUCCAAGCCGAUAAAAGUGAAAAUCAAAACGAAAACGAAAACGAAAACGAAACCGAAACUGAAAAGCAAGCUCCCAAAACAGAACUUUCAGAAGCUGCGGAGGCUGCGCGUGAGAAAACGGAUUAUUAUGACGUUGCUCAUCGUAUCCAAGAGUCUGUGACCGAGCAACCUAAAAUGCUUGUUGGAGGUCGCUUGAAAGAGUACCAGAUUAAGGGCUUGCAAUGGAUGGUUUCGCUUUACAAUAACAACUUAAAUGGUAUCUUGGCUGAUGAGAUGGGCCUGGGUAAAACCAUCCAAUCUAUCGCGUUGAUAUCAUACCUGAUCGAGAAGAAAAACAUUCGCGGGCCUUUCUUGGUACUCGUACCUUUGUCGACAAUCACAAAUUGGUGCCUUGAGUUUGAUACUUGGGCUCCUUCAAUCAAGAAGAUCGUUUAUAAAGGUCCGCCCCAAGCGCGUCGCGCACAGCAAGCACAAAUCAGAACGGGUGAUUUCCAAGUACUCCUUACCACUUAUGAGUACAUCAUCAAGGAUCGCCCUGUGCUUGCGCGUGUACAAUGGAACCACUUAAUUAUCGAUGAGGGUCAUCGUAUGAAGAAUACUCAAUCCAAGCUCUCUUCUACACUCAGCACUUACUAUCAUUUUGGUUUCCGUUUGAUUUUGACCGGUACGCCGUUGCAGAACAACCUGCCCGAGUUGUGGGCUCUUCUUAACUUUGUGCUCCCUAAAAUUUUCAACUCAGUCAAGUCUUUCGAUGAAUGGUUCAAUAAACCAUUUGCGAAUGCGGGCUCCACUGAUCGCAUGGAACUAAGCGAAGAGGAGACUUUGCUGAUUAUUCGUCGUCUGCACAAAGUCCUGCGACCUUUCCUUCUUCGUCGUCUCAAAAAGGAUGUUGAACAAGAUUUGCCCGAUAAGAUUGAAAGAGUCGUCAAGUGCAAGAUGUCUGCUCUACAGAGCCAACUCUAUCAACAGAUGUUACGACACAACUCACUGUUCUUUGGUGGGGGCGAAGGCGUUCGCGGAAUCAAGGGUCUAAACAACCGUCUCGUUCAGUUAAGAAAGAUCUGCAAUCAUCCUUUCGUGUUCGAAGAGGUCGAAUCUGUCAUUAAUCCAACUAAGCAAAACAACAAUCUUUUGUGGCGAGUAUCCGGUAAGUUUGAGCUUCUGGAUCGCAUUCUUCCCAAGUUUCUCUCAACCGGGCAUCGUGUGCUUAUAUUUUUCCAAAUGACCCAAAUUAUGGAUAUUAUGGAGGACUUUAUGCAGCUUCGCAAAAUCCCAUACUUGCGUCUUGACGGUUCUACUAAAGCUGAGGAUCGUAGUGAACUGCUCCGCAAAUUCAACGAUCCCGACUCUCCAUACAUGUGUUUCUUAUUGUCCACACGAGCAGGUGGCUUGGGUCUCAAUCUUCAAACUGCCGACACUGUCAUCAUCUACGAUACUGAUUGGAACCCACAUCAGGAUUUGCAGGCUCAGGAUCGUGCUCAUCGUAUUGGUCAAACCAGAGAGGUUCGAAUUUUGCGGCUUAUUACCGAGAACUCGAUUGAAGAGAAUAUUCUUGAGCGUGCUCAAGGCAAACUAGAGAUCGAUGGCAAGGUUAUUCAGGCUGGUAAGUUCGACAACAAGUCCACUUUUGAGGAGCAAGAGGCAUUUUUACGCUCUCUUCUUGAAGCAGAAGAAGCCAAGCGUGAGCACAAAAGUCCGGAAAAUGAAGAACUUGAUGAGGAAGAGCUCAAUGAAUUACUUGCCCGCUCUGAAGAGGAAUGUGUUCUUUUCAAUGAAAUGGAUAGAAAACUUCGCCAAGGUGAUCCCGACAAUCCGCCCGGCCCUCGUCUCCUUACCUAUGGUGAGCUACCAGCGGAGUGUACCAACAAGUACCUUGAAAAACAGCUUGCUAAAGAGGAGGCGAAUAAUAACAGCCAGCUGUUGGGACGACGGCGUCGUCGGCCUGCAGGAUCGUAUGUGGAGGAUUCUCAGCGUAAACGCUUGAACAAAGGUUCUACCGAGGAGGAGAUAGGUAGCGAGGGCAGCCCAUCUGUCAAGACGAGCCAAUCGCCAUCCAUGGGAGCGGCUGCCCCUCGCAGCAUUGGUCGUCCGCGUGGAUCUGGCAAAGUUAGGGAAACACUUCCUCCGGAGGAAAGAGAAAAGCUGCAAGAUCAAAUGAAUGAGAUUCUAGACGUGAUGCGAAACCAGGAGUUUGAGGGACGUGAUCGUUUGGGUAUUUUCCUGGAGCUUCCACCGCGCAAGGCAUACCCCGACUAUUACCAGAUUAUUGCCAAGCCGAUCGCUGUAUCUAUUAUCGAGAAGCGAAUGGACCAACGCUACUACCAGAGUCUUGGGGAUUUUGCUAAAGACUGGCGACUCAUGUUUGCUAACGCUCGUGUUUAUAACGAAGAAAAGUCAUUGGCAUUCAUUGACGCAACUUAUCUUGAGAACGUCAUGGAAGAGGAAUACUUUAAGCUGAUGGGAACCACUGCACCGAUGAACCCUCAGGCUCCCCCCCUCCUCAAACUGCUCCUGCUACAGCAGAUGCCUGUGAGGUCCUCACCCAUGUCGCAGGCUCCUAACUUGACGCAACAGCAGCCUAUCCAAAGGUCUCAAGCUUACCUCCAGCAGCAACAGCAGCAACAGCAGUUGCAUCAGCCACCUCCUCCGGCGCCUCGUCAGGACUACUCUCCCCAGCCUGGUCGUGCACAGUUCAUUCAACAGCCAUCUCAUACGAUACAGCCUCAGCAGUCACCCCAGCCUCUUCAACAGCCCCAGCAGCCACACCAGCAGCCCCAGCCACCUCAGCAGCCCCAGCAAGUUCAGAUGCAACCGCAGCAGCCGCAGCAGCCACCUCAGCACAUAUUCGGUGGUGACUUCAACUCGUUGGCAUACGCGCAGAGAGCGAUGCAGCAGGGGAUGCAAGGAAUUCCGGGUAUGCCGCAGCAGCCAUCGCAGGUUCAGCUGGGGCCUCGUCAGGUUGGCAUGGACCAAGCUGGCAUGGGAUUCAAUCCGCGACGUAACGAGAACUUGAGGGCCGCUGAUCUGAGCAAGCUGGAAGCGCAAUCGCAAGCUCAAGCCCAUGCUCAGGAACAGGAGCGCUUACGUGCAGUUAUGAAGGCCGAGCAACAGCGCGAAAUGGCUCGUAAACGGGAAGAGAAGAAAGUGCAAAAGAAAAUGGAAGCAGCUGCCCAGAAAGCUCACAACCAGGUGGCUGCGAUGGCUGCCAAGGGGACGCUGGAAGAAUCUGAACGCCAGGCCCUGUUUGAGAAGCUCAAAGCUGAACAGCAGGCCAAGAUCAAGCAACCUGAACCUCAGCUGGACUUUAUGCAGAUGCAUAUGGGACACAUACCCCCACAGCCUCCGCAACAGGUCCACGGACCACCUCAGGCAGGACCUCAAGCGGCACAGACCCCUCAACAGCCUCCUCUGCAACCGCAGCCGCUGCAACAGCCACAGCAGCAACCACAGCCCAAUGAUCUCACUAGCUUGAACCUUCCCCAGGAUCAAGAGCUCACUGGGGGCGAAGGAGAUGAUGUUGAUCUGCAGUUCCUUAAUCAAAACAUUCUCGACACAGACUUCAACCAAGAUCUCUUCAACAAAGACCCCAAUGGGUUCGGCGAUGAUUUUAACGAUUUCACUGACUUUUAA
This is a messenger RNA of Wickerhamiella sorbophila, 7908 nucleotides long. RefSeq names its product SWI/SNF chromatin-remodeling complex subunit snf22. Gene Ontology annotation, cellular component: nucleus. The record is from RefSeq and is a predicted model, not a curated record. The transcript has 2 exons. Gene Ontology annotation, molecular function: protein binding; ATP-dependent chromatin remodeler activity; ATP binding. Gene Ontology annotation, biological process: positive regulation of transcription by RNA polymerase II. NCBI's taxonomy places the organism in Eukaryota, Fungi, Ascomycota, Dipodascomycetes, Dipodascales, Trichomonascaceae. Bases 1 to 7908 code for a protein of 2635 amino acids.